AUGUCUCACAACAAAAUAUGUUAUCCGGACAGGUACAGUGACGAGCUUUGUGAGUACAGACAUGUUGUCCUGCCUCGGAAAAUGGUUCAAUAUGUUCUUAGAUCUCACCUGAUGUCCGAUGACGAGUGGAGACAACUGGGAGUGCAGCAGUCCAAAGGAUGGGUCCACUACAUGGUUCAUAAACCAGAGCCGCAGAUCCUCCUUUUCAGAAAACCUCUACCAAAUCACUGA
Molecule: messenger RNA, 231 nt
Organism: Pleuronectes platessa (European plaice)
Lineage: Eukaryota; Metazoa; Chordata; Actinopteri; Pleuronectiformes; Pleuronectidae
Product: Cyclin-dependent kinases regulatory subunit 2-like
Exons: 3
Coding region: 1-231 (76 amino acids)
Biological process (GO): regulation of mitotic cell cycle
Cellular component (GO): cyclin-dependent protein kinase holoenzyme complex; SCF ubiquitin ligase complex
Molecular function (GO): histone binding; ubiquitin binding; protein kinase binding
Source: RefSeq, a predicted model, not a curated record